Cervus elaphus (red deer) is the source of this 3979-nucleotide messenger RNA. It is a transcript of the gene UNK, whose product is annotated as unk zinc finger. Lineage: Eukaryota; Metazoa; Chordata; Mammalia; Artiodactyla; Cervidae. Gene Ontology annotation, molecular function: mRNA CDS binding; metal ion binding. Bases 286 to 2718 code for a protein of 810 amino acids. The transcript is spliced from 16 exons. Gene Ontology annotation, biological process: cell morphogenesis involved in neuron differentiation. The record is from RefSeq and is a predicted model, not a curated record.
AGUAACGCAACCGAACUGCAAGCCCCACAAACCGUCGCGGGCCCUCAGCAUCCGGGACACCGUCCGCAAGGCUCUCUGGGUAUUGUGGUCCGUUCCUUCGGCAGCAACCCUCUGCCGGCGGUAAAAUUCCAGCCAAACCUGGGACCACAACUCCCAGCAAGCCUUGCUGCCGCGCGGGGGGUCUUCACGUUCUCGUGGCGCGGCGCAGCCGCACUAGGGCCUCGGCGCGGACCGCGCAGACUGAAUAAUAAAAGGGGAGCGGCGAAGAGGCAGGAAGACAGGACCAUGUCGAAGGGCCCCGGGCCCGGCGGCUCCGCAGCUUCCUCGGCGCCCCCGGCCGCUACCGCUCAGGUGCUGCAGGCACAGCCCGAGAAACCGCAGCACUACACGUACCUGAAGGAAUUCCGCACUGAGCAGUGCCCGCUCUUUGUGCAGCACAAAUGCACUCAGCACCGGCCCUACACCUGCUUCCACUGGCAUUUCGUGAACCAGCGUCGCCGCCGGUCCAUCCGCCGUCGGGACGGCACCUUCAACUACAGCCCCGACGUCUACUGCACCAAGUACGACGAGGCCACGGGCCUCUGCCCGGAGGGCGACGAGUGCCCGUUCCUGCACAGGACCACGGGGGACACCGAGCGCCGGUACCACCUCCGCUACUACAAGACCGGAAUCUGCAUCCACGAGACCGACGCAAAGGGCAACUGCACGAAAAACGGCCUGCACUGUGCUUUCGCUCACGGGCCCCAUGACCUCCGCUCCCCCGUCUACGACAUCAGGGAGCUCCAGGCCAUGGAGGCCUUGCAGAACGGCCAGACCACAGUAGAGGGCAGCAUGGAAGGCCAGUCGACUGGGGCCGCGAGCCAUGCCAUGAUAGAAAAAAUCCUCAGUGAGGAGCCACGGUGGCAAGAGACCGCUUACGUGCUGGGGAACUACAAGACGGAGCCCUGCAAGAAGCCCCCGAGGCUGUGCCGCCAGGGUUACGCCUGCCCCUACUACCACAACAGCAAGGACCGGCGGCGGAGCCCCCGCAAGCACAAAUACAGGUCGUCUCCAUGUCCAAACGUAAAGCACGGGGACGAGUGGGGAGACCCCGGCAAGUGUGAGAACGGAGACUCUUGCCAGUACUGCCACACGCGCACGGAGCAGCAGUUCCACCCCGAGAUCUAUAAAUCCACCAAGUGCAACGACAUGCAGCAGUCGGGCAGCUGUCCCCGAGGACCCUUCUGCGCCUUUGCCCACGUAGAACAGCCCCCCCUCAGUGAUGACCUGCAGCCUUCCUCAGCUGUGUCCAGCCCCACCCAGCCAGGCCCCGUCUUGUACAUGCCAUCUGCUGCCGGAGACUCGGUGCCUGUGAGCCCCUCGAGCCCGCACGCCCCAGACCUCAGCGCUCUCCUCUGUAGAAACAGCAGCCUCGGCAGCCCGUCUAAUCUCUGUGGCUCCCCACCCGGCUCCAUUCGGAAGCCCUCCAAUCUGGAAGGCCUUGUCUUUCCUGGGGAGUCUGGCCUUGCCCCUGGCAGCUAUAAGAAGGCUCCUGGCUUUGAGAGGGAAGACCAGGUGGGAGCUGAGUACCUGAAAAAUUUGAAAUGCCAGGCCAAGUUAAAACCCCACUCACUAGAGCCCAGGAGUCAAGAGCAGCCUCUGCUUCAGCCAAAACAGGACGUGCUGGGCAUCCUCCCCGUGGGCAGUCCCCUCACCUCCAGCAUCUCUUCCAGCAUCACCUCCAGCCUAGCAGCCACUCCCCCUAGCCCUGCUGGCACCAGCAGCGUCCCUGGCAUGAAUGCAAAUGCUCUGCCCUUCUACCCCACCAGCGACACGGUAGAGUCGGUCAUAGAGUCCGCGCUGGAUGACCUCGACCUGAACGAGUUUGGGGUGGCUGCCCUAGAGAAGACCUUCGACAACAGCACGGUGCCCCACCCAGGCAGCAUCACCAUGGGUGGCAGUCUACUGCAGAGCUCCGCGCCUGUGAACAUCCCCGGCUCCUUGGGCAGCUCUGCCUCCUUCCACUCCGCGUCCCCGUCCCCUCCCGUCAGCCUCUCCUCACAUUUCCUGCAGCAGCCCCAGGGCCACCUGAGCCAGUCAGAGAACACAUUUUUGGGGACCUCAGCAUCCCAUGGAUCUUUGGGUCUGAAUGGGAUGAACAGCAGCAUCUGGGAGCACUUUGCCUCUGGAAGCUUCUCCCCGGGCACGUCCCCUGCCUUCCUGUCAGGGCCGGGGGCUGCCGAGCUGGCCCGGCUUCGGCAGGAGCUGGACGAAGCCAACGGCACCAUCAAGCAGUGGGAGGAGUCCUGGAAGCAGGCCAAGCAGGCUUGUGAUGCCUGGAAGAAGGAGGCAGAGGAGGCCGGGGAGCGGGCCAGUGCGGCGGGUGCGGAGUGCGAGCUGGCCCGGGAGCAGCGGGAUGCCCUGGAGGUGCAGGUGAAGAAGCUGCAGGAGGAGCUGGAGCGGCUGCACUCCGGCCCCGACCCGCAGGCCCUGCCCGCCUUCCCGGGCCUGGAGGCCCUCUCACUCUCCACCCUCCACUCUCUCCAGAAGCGGCUACGGGCUCACCUGGAGCAAGUGGACAAGGCCGUGUUCCACAUGCAGUCGGUGAAAUGCCUUAAGUGUCAGGAGCAGAACCGCGCCGUGCUGCCGUGCCAGCACGCCGUGCUGUGCGAGCUCUGUGCCGAGGGCAGUGAGUGCCCCGUCUGCCAGCCGGGCCGGGCCCAUCCCCUCCAGUCGUGACCCUGCAGGCCUGGCCCCGGCCUGGCUCAGAGCUUCUCACCUAGGACUUUUUAAAGUAUAUAUAUAUAUGUAUGUAUGUAUGUAUGUAUGUAUGUAUGUAUGUAUAUGUAUAUGAUUAUGUAUAUGUAUACAUUUCUGUACGUGUGCAGGUAUGCGUGGGCAGCCAGCGUGUGAACAGUGUCUGUGUGUAUAUCUGUACAUAGAUAUAGACACACACUUUAAAACAGACUUACCAAGCACUUUUUAAAAGAAAAAAACUAUUUUGCAGUUCUCCCCCUGCCCGCUCCCUACCUUUCCUGCUGCCGAGACAAAGUCCCCUCUUCUCCCACCAGCCUUCUGGCAGGGAAUUUGUUUCUGUCUCUUUUUUAUGUAGGAACUAACUAUUUUUAACUUUUUCCUGGGGCCUGAGCAGGUCAGGGUGGGAAGCUCGAGGGGGCCGAGGGGAGGGGACAAGCCUUCAGGGCAGGCCCUGUUCACCCCGCCUUCCCAGGCCAGGGCGAGCGCCAGAGUGAGGAGGACCCAGGGGCAACCCUGGUUCCCAGCUGUGAGGCUGAGAGGGGGUCCACUCCCGCCGAGCUCCUAGGUUUACCAAAUGUGUAUUUAGUCCGGGCUGGCAGGCCAAAGCUGUGGGGCCAGCCCCACUCCCGACCCUGGGCCCUUGACGCUCCUCGAGGGGCAAAGCCCAGGCGUUCUUACCCCUCAGGUACCUGAGGCCGGGGGUCUUCCCCAGCCCUCCCCCCAGCCCUGGGCUCCUGGAGCGGCCUCCCUGGCCCUGGGGCACCUGGAGGCUGGCACUGCCCUUUCCACCCCACCCCUGCACAGCCCUCCCCCUGGCAGCUAGCAGGGCAGUGGGCGGGGAGGAGCUGCAGACCGUGAGGACCAAGGCAGGGCCCUGUAUGCAUUCCGUGGUGCUCUCUGAGUGCAGCUGACGUCCUGCCCCGGUGGGGGGCAGGCGCCCGUGUGCAUGUGUGUGCGUGCCUGUCCGAUGUAUAUUGUGUCUUAGCUUCCAUUUUAAAAACUGUUCUGUACAGAGAGAUGCGGCAGGGGUGGGAGGGCAGAGUGGGCAGAGGGAGGCCACCCCGCCCCCGCACGGGGGGCGGUCUAGGGUGGGAGCGAGAGGGCCGCAGGGGGUCUGGCCCGGCCCAGGCCCCACCUUGGGCUUAGCACGAAAGGGCUUUCAAUGAAUCAAGUGAAAACUUUUUUACAAAAAUGCAAAAAUCAAAGCUCCAAACGUAUUGGAAAAUAAAAUAUGAACUUGUGA